Vitis riparia (riverbank grape) is the source of this 1454-nucleotide messenger RNA. RefSeq names its product protein BIG GRAIN 1-like B. The record is from RefSeq and is a predicted model, not a curated record. Bases 178 to 1338 code for a protein of 386 amino acids. NCBI's taxonomy places the organism in Eukaryota, Viridiplantae, Streptophyta, Magnoliopsida, Vitales, Vitaceae. The transcript has a single exon. Gene Ontology annotation, biological process: auxin-activated signaling pathway.
UAUUCUAUUUCUCUCUCUCUUCACAUGAUGAGGAUGCCUUCAAUUAAUGUGUCUGUGCAGCUUUUGCGUUCUCCAAGCAGACACUAAAGCUACCAAAGCCUUUAAACUAAAAAUCCUGAACUGUCCUUUGCUUUCAGCCUUCUCUCCCUUUUAUCCCUUGCUCUCUGUAUAUAGAGAAUGGAGAGGGUUCAGCAGAGACGAAAAACUCCAUCUUUCUCUUCGUCUCUUCUUGAUUCUGCUCUUCGUUCCAUUGACGAAUCAUCUGGCGAGCGGCAGCAACUCCUCAUGUCGAAGAAGCAAGGCGGUGCUGAGGAGGAGGAGAUAGCGAGUGUGAGACGAGCGAUGAUGAUCGAGAAAUGGAUGAGGAAGCAGAGCGGUGGAAGUUCGGUGAGUUCCGUGGUUUUUAAUUCCGGUUCGUCGUCUUCAGAGUCGAGCUGCGGAGGGAUCUUCUCGUCGUCGGAAGCGGAGACGAGCAGCGGAGGGAGAUCUUGUUUUACUCCACACAGGUCGAAGUAUGUUCCAGUAGCGGCCUCCGCCGGAUCGGAGAGGUCUAGGAAGGUUGCGAAAUUGGCGGAGCAGAGAAAUUCGGCGCCGAAACUGGGGGAGAAUCAUGGCGGUCGAGGAGGAGGAGGCGGAGGAGGAAGCUUCUUGAAGACCAAAUCAAAGGCGCUGAAAUUCUACGGCGAUUUGAAGAAGGUGAACCAGCCGAUAUCGCCCGGACGCCGGAUCGCGAACUUUCUCAACUCUCUGUUCAGCUCCGGGAAUGCCAAGAAAGCGAAAAUGUGUUCGUUUGAAACUGUUGACGACAUGAGCUCAGAGCGGAAAGUGGUGAAGUCAGUGCAGGAAUCAACCUGUUCAUCUGCCUCCUCGUUUUCUCGAUCUUGUUUGAGCAAAACGCCUUCUUCUUCAAGAACCAAACUGAAGAGAUCCGUGAGAUUCUACCCGGUGAGCGUCAUCGUAGACGAAGAUUGCCGUCCGUGUGGCCACAAAUGCCUCUACGAAGACGAUCCGAGCCUAAUGCCGACACUUACCGCCAAAAACAUUCCACAAACAGCUUGGCUCAAAGGAGAGCUCAAUGAGAAAAACACUUCUCCAGCUAAUAUCGCAGACAUGCGCCAAAUUGUAAGAGACUAUCAGAAGAAGAUUUCUCACGAAUUCAAAUUGGCAGAUCUUUGCCACAAUGAAGACGAUGAUGACGACGACGACGACGACGACGCUGAGAGCUAUUCGAGCUCUGAUCUCUUCGAGCUCGAUCACAUUGCGAUCGGAAGGUACCAGGAGGAGCUUCCAGUGUACGGAACCACUUAUUUGGGAACAAAUCAUUCCCAUCGCGCUUGAUUCUCUACUUUAACAUGGAUGGUUUGGAAAACAGAAAAUCAAUGUUCAUCAAUGUACAUUACUGGUUUGUGGAAAUUCAAAUAAAAAAAAAAUGAAAGUCUUUUUUGAACAGAAAA